AUGACCCGUGUCCUCUUCCUGUCCUUCCUUUUCAUGACAACAGGAGUUUGGGAUGCGGCAGAGUGUUCAUCAGGUGACGGAAAGAGCUUAUGGUACGGGUCACUGAACCAAAGCGAGUUCUUGCCUGGAACGUUCCCUAAGGGAUUCCUCUGGGGCGCUGGAACUGCAGCAUUCCCGACCGAGGGAUCAUGGGAUCAGGAUGGGAAAGGGCUAUCUAUCUGGGACCACUUCACUCACAGCACUGUUGGAACAGGGAACAACAACAUGAGCACCUUGACAGCGGACACAGCCAGCGACAGUUAUGUGCUCUGGGAAAAGGACGUCGAGUCGCUUCGGUACCUUGGAGUCAAAUUUUACUCUUUCUCAAUAUCAUGGCCACGUAUUUUCCCAGACGGCAAUGCUGCAGGGCAACCGAAUCUUGCUGCAGUGGAUCAUUACCGGCGCCUGAUUGACCGAUUAAAAGCACUCGAUUUGGAGCCCAUAGUGACCCUGUUUCAUUGGGAUUUACCCCAAAUCUUGCAAGACGAAUUGGGAGGCUGGAGGAAUGCGAAAUUGAUCCAGAUUUUCGCUGACUAUGCGACAUUUUGUUUUAAAACUUUUGGCCAAGAUGUGCGAUACUGGAUCACGAUACACAACCCGUUACUUAUUGCGUUUCUGGGCUACGGGACGGGGAUUCAUGCGCCAGGGGUGUCUGGUGACCCUGCUGACCCUUUCAUCGUCGCACACAACCUGAUCAGGGCUCAUGCUACAACCUGGCACAUUUACGACAAGCACUUCCGUCCCCGGCAGCAUGGUCAAAUCUCCAUCACGCUCGGCUCCUAUUGGGUGGAGCCUUUUCAAGCCCAGGUGACACCAGUAAAUGUGGAGUUGUGUCAGAAGUCUAUGGAGGCUGUGAUCGGCUGGUUUGCAGAACCUAUACACGGAGGUGGGGACUAUCCGUUGUCCCUACGUUCCUCUCAACCGGCUCUGGUCCCGAAUUUUACACCAGAGGAAAAGCUUUGGGUGCGUGGCACCGCUGAUUUCUUCUCGCUCGCGUUUGGGCCCGAUUCAGUACGCACAGGAAUAGUUUUGGCCCAUUUUGGCCAGCCAGGGGCACUGAACCUGAGAAAAAUUCUGGGCUGGAUCCAGAAGGAGUAUGAGGACCCUCCAGUACUGGUGGCAGAGAGCAGUUGGUUCUCUGAUGCUUCUGUGGGAGUGGAAGACACGGUGGCCAUUUACCUCAUGAAGAGAUUUAUUAACCAAGUGCUUCAAGCGAUGGUGGUGGACCAUGUGAAGGUAUUUGGCUACACAGCCUGGUCUCUGGUGGAUGGGUUUGAGUGGAACAGAGGCUACAGCAUCAGAAGAGGACUAUUCUAUAUUGACUUCAACCAACCUGAACGUACCAGAGUCCCGAAAUCAACAGCUCAGUACUACAGGCAGAUCAUCAAGGACAACGGCUUUCUUAACAAGAAGACAGAGCAAGACAUUUAUGGCCAUUUUCCCUGUAAUUUCCAGUUUGGAGUCGCAGAUUAUAUCCUGCAGGUCCAUCUACAGCCGUUUUCACCUCAAUUCACCGAUCCUGUGCUGUAUCGUUGGAAUGUCAGCGGCGAUGGCUCUCUCAGUCCGGUUUCAGGAGUAACUCUUCGCACCCGUGGCUCCCAGUGCACCGACUUCCUUGCUAUUCAGCAUCACAUCCACCUCCUAGAAGUCACAGGGUCAUCACAUUACAGAUUUGCCCUGGAUUGGCCUCAGCUUUUCCCCAACGGUGACGGCCUGUCUGCGGAUGCAGUAACGGUGCGAUAUUACCGCUGCAUGCUAACUGAGCUCAAGAAGAAGGGUAUCGGUGUAGCUGUUACACUCUACCAUCCCAGUCUCAGGUCGCAUACGCUGGGCUUACCGAGGUUGCUGCAUGCCCGAGGUGGAUGGAUGAAUGCAAGUACAAGUGACGCUUUUGUUGACUAUGCCACAUAUUGCUUUCAAAAGUUUGGGUCGCUUGUGGAUGUCUGGAUCACUGUUAAUGAACCAAAUCGUCUGACAGAAGUGUAUAAUGCGAAUGCAGAAGAAAGAGGUAUGGUCGUGCGUAACGUGUUGAUGGCACAUGCUCGUGCAUGGAAUAUUUAUCACACACGUUUUCGUCAACGCCAGGGAGCGACAAUAGGUUUUGCGCUCCAUGCUGAUUGGGUGGAGCCAGCCAAUCCUUUUAUAGACUCUCAUGCUAGUGUUGUCCAUCACUUCCUGUUCUUUGAACUUGGACGUUUCCUCGAUCCUAUCCUACAGGACAUAGACUACACUGAUAACAGCUGCCACGACUGCUUCCGGAUGCCACACUUUUCCGAGGAUGAGAGGUCUGAGCUUAGAGGAGCCCUUGAUUUUAUUGCACUCAAUCACUUCACAACUCGCCUGGUUUAUCCAAAAUUAAGACGGGACCUCAAGCCUAGUUCAACCGUCCAUGAUUAUGACUACUCGUUCAUGACAGAUCCAACAUGGGCUUCCUCGAAUAAGGGCCAAGCUCUUGUGCCCUGGGGGCUCCGCAGAGUCCUGAGGUGGGUGAAGAAUCGCUACGGGAACAGUCAUCCUGUAAUCAUCACAGCCACAGGGAUCGAUGACCAGGCAUCCUAUAAUGACCACCUGAGGCAGCGAUACAUAAAGAGCUACAUGCAGGAAGCACUAAAGGCGCGUGAACUUGAUGGAGUUGAUGUGCGUGGUUUUUAUGUCUGGAAGCUGCAAGACCAUCAUGCUCCAGAUUUUGGAUUCUUCCUCUCCUCCGACCAUCGCUCCCGACCCAAGGCCUCUAUCUCCAUUUACCGCCAGCUCAUUUCUCAGCGUGGCUUUCCCUCCAUCUCCGACCCUGUGACCUCGCUUUGCGAGCCAGUCGUGAGCCAAGGGGAGUGUUGGAUCUGUGAGAACAGACCACUGCUCUUCUUUGGUGCGAGUGUCACGAUCAGUAUGUCUGUGCUGGCAGGUGUCAUGGUUACUGGCAUGAUGAGGAGGAGCAUGAUGAAGAGGAAGAAGAGGAAGAAGAAGAAGAAGAAGAUGAUGAUGAGCCAAGCCAUGAGAAGGGUCGUGUACAGAAUCUGAAGACCUUUAUCUGGUUACUAUUUUGCAAGAAGAAGCCCAAACCUUCUUCCUUGACACUCAUCAAUGCAGUUGAUGAGAAAAAAAAAUGUAACAUCAGAUAAGGCACGUUUGAUGUCAGAAAUUUGCUUCUCGAGCCAGUGGUAAUAUUGUAAUGAUUUAUAAUCACACACUGUUCAGGAUGGGUUCCAUUUGGAGUCUGGUUUCUUUUUCAUGUGGUCUCAGGGAGUUUUUUCUUGCCACUGUCAAUUCUAGCUUGCACAUUUGGCAUUCUGAUUU
This is a messenger RNA of Neoarius graeffei (lesser salmon catfish), 3333 nucleotides long. It is a transcript of the gene klb, whose product is annotated as klotho beta. Bases 1 to 3057 code for a protein of 1018 amino acids. The record is from RefSeq and is a predicted model, not a curated record. Gene Ontology annotation, molecular function: hydrolase activity, hydrolyzing O-glycosyl compounds; fibroblast growth factor binding; fibroblast growth factor receptor binding. Gene Ontology annotation, biological process: fibroblast growth factor receptor signaling pathway; carbohydrate metabolic process. NCBI's taxonomy places the organism in Eukaryota, Metazoa, Chordata, Actinopteri, Siluriformes, Ariidae. The transcript has 5 exons.